Molecule: messenger RNA, 2145 nt
Organism: Rotaria socialis
Lineage: Eukaryota; Metazoa; Rotifera; Eurotatoria; Philodinida; Philodinidae
Source: the annotation of a GenBank genome assembly
AUGUAUAAGAUUUAUUUAUUUAUUUUAUUGUUGUGUAUUUUAACUGUUCAUACGUAUCAAGAUGAGAAUGAUGGUGAUGAUGAUUAUGAUGAAUUUAUUGAUAUUGGUGUGCGAUUAACUGGUGACAAUCGAGAUUAUCUUAUAGCAGAUCUUAUUGCAGAAGAGAAAAAUUUAUUUAAUGCUGGAGAUAUUCCUGGUAUUGGUUUACAUCAUUUUCGUAUUGAAAGAAAACAUGGUCGAAGAUCUAAACGUGCAAUUGAUGAAACAAUUGAAGAUUUAAAACAUGAUGAACGAAUUGAAUUUGUAACUGUAGGUGAAUCAUUAGAAAGACAAAAGCGAGAGUUCACAAACGAUGAUGAAUUAGAAGAAUUAUAUAAACAAUAUCGACGUUGGAAAUAUGACCAAUUACCUAUUGAUAUGGACUUAACUAUAGAUAAUUCUUCAUUUAAAAUGUCUUUUGAUGAUACUUAUUAUCGAAAACAAUGGUAUUUGGAAAACGAAGGUCAAUUAAAUACUCCAGCCAAUCAUGAUAUUAAUGUUAUUCCAGCAUGGUUAGCAGGAUAUUCUGGUAAAGGUGUAACAAUUUCUAUAAUUGACGAUGGUCUCGAUCAUAAACAUCCAGAAUUGAUUGAUCGAUAUCAACCUCAGUUAAGUUAUGAUUUAAAUGAUCUUAACGAUACUGAACACGAUCCAAGUCCAAGAACUUACGAUAGUUCAAAUAAUCAUGGCACUCGUUGUGCUGGAGCAUCAUCUGGUAAAGCAAAUAAUGGUAUUUGCGGUGUCGGAGUUGCUUAUAAUUCAAAUAUUGCUGGUAUUCGACUGCUUGACGGGCGUAUUACAACAUUGUUGGAAGCACGUGCACUAACACUAUUUGCUGUUAAUACAUCUAUAAAAAGUGCAUCAUGGGGACCAACUGAUGAUGGAACAAAGAUGGAAGCACCAGGUGCACUUGUCAAUGCUGCUUUAGAUUAUGGUGUUACACAUGGACGCCAUGGUAAAGGUAUACUAUUUGUUUGGGCAUCGGGUAAUGGUGGAACAGCUGGUGAUGAUUGUGGUGCUGAUGGAUACGUAUCUCAUCCGAAUGUAAUUUCAAUUGGUUCAAUAAAUCAUUUGGGUAAAACAACCUAUUUCGGUGAAUUUUGUCCAUCGACAAUGGCCGUUGCUUAUACUGGUGGUCGUCAUGCACGAUCGAUACGUGAACCAUUUAUACCAGUAGGUGUUGUUGCUGCUGAUGUUGGUGGAAAAUGUACUACAAAAUUUUUUGGUACAUCUGGUGCUGCACCAGUUGUUGCUGGGGGCUUAGCACUUGUACUUGAAGCUAAUCCAGAGUUGAGUUAUCGUGAUGUGAUGCAUAUCAUAGCUGAAACAGCUCGUAUACCAAGUUUAUCCGAAACAGAUGACUGGAUAAUUAAUGGAGCCGGUUUUCAUGUUAGCGAUAAAUUUGGUUUUGGCGUAUUAGAUGUUGGACAAAUGAUUGGUUUAGCACAAAAUUGGACAAAUGUUAAUCCAAGAUAUGAUUGUUAUCAUGAAUACAAAGGUUCUAGUCUUCCAUUAGGUAUUGGUGCUACUGUUGAAAUGCAUAUUGAUGUCGAUAAAUGUGAGAAUGUAACAAGUCUUGAACAUGUCCAAGCUAAUGUAUCCUUUACUUUUCAUCGUCGUGGUGAUAUCAAAAUUACAUUAAUAUCACCAAGUGGAACACCUUCGGAAUUACUUUCCUAUAGAGAUCCUGAUGCUUCGAACAAAGGCAUAAAAUAUUUUCCAUUUAUGUCUGCACAUAAAUGGGGUGAAUCUCCAAUCGGUCGUUGGACAUUACGUAUGGAAACUCGUUCACCACAAAAUGAAGGAUCCAUUAAGUCAGGAUCUUUCGAUGAUACAGGUGAAAUAAGCUAUUUUGGAUUACGUUUGUACGGUUCCUAUGCAUCGCAUGACGAGAAAAAUAAUAUUCAAAAACGUCAAGAUUCAAACGCAUUUGUACCAACACAACGUGAAUUAGAAUGGAUAUAUAAACGAGAAUUAUCAAUACGCCAAUCACCCAAUGUUAUGCAAAAACGUGAUUAUCAAAAUGUAAUGGAUGAAAGACAAGCUCCUAAAGAAAAUUCUCAGCAAUCUUUAUUUUCCUCAUUUCGUAAAACAUUUGGUUUUUAA